AUGCCUGGCGUUGAGGUCAACAAGCUAAAGUUCCUUGUAAACUGCGGCGCGUUUACCCGUUACCUGACUAAUGCCCAAUCUGGUGUCCUGGCACUGCCGGUAUAUGACCGAAAUGAAAAUAACGAGGUUAUUGUGUAUGUUGGUGAGGUGUUUUGCCGUGUUGUGGACUGCGAGUAUAGCCGAAAGACAGUUGGCCUUCGUGAGUACCUGAAACUGGCCUAUACGGAGUAG
Molecule: messenger RNA, 231 nt
Organism: Penicillium daleae
Lineage: Eukaryota; Fungi; Ascomycota; Eurotiomycetes; Eurotiales; Aspergillaceae
Exons: 3
Coding region: 1-231 (76 amino acids)
Source: RefSeq, a predicted model, not a curated record